Molecule: messenger RNA, 1159 nt
Organism: Numida meleagris (helmeted guineafowl)
Lineage: Eukaryota; Metazoa; Chordata; Aves; Galliformes; Numididae
Gene: SUSD3
Product: sushi domain containing 3
Exons: 5
Coding region: 14-820 (268 amino acids)
Cellular component (GO): plasma membrane
Source: RefSeq, a predicted model, not a curated record
GCUCGGAGAAGCCAUGCCGGCAGCCACUGCGCCGGGGCCGGACGAGCCGCGCACCGCUGCGCCCGGGCGGGACGGCGGCGGCCCCCGCGGAUACACAGGGCAGUGCAGCCACGUGCCCACUCCCCAGCUGGGCACCCUGCAGAUCAUUCACGGCAAUGGCACAGCCGUCGGGACGGUCAUCACCUUCCAGUGCGCGGCCGAGCACCAGCUGGAGGGGCCAGGUGUCAUCACCUGCGUGUGGAAGGGGAACAGUACCCAGUGGACGGCGGAGGUGCCCUCCUGCAAGCCCAUAUCAAAGUAUGAGACUUUUGGAUUUAAGGUCGCAGUGAUUGCCUCCAUCGUGAGCUGUGCCAUCAUUCUGCUGAUGUCCAUGGCUUUUUUAACCUGUUGUCUCAUCAAGUGUGUGAAGAAAAGUGAAAGGAGAAGGACUGAAAGAGAUAUGCAGCUGUGGUACCAGCUCAGAACCGAAGAGCUGGAGAACAUGCAUGCUGCAUACUUUGGUUACAAGGGAAGAAAUAACAACAACAACAACAAGAAACUCAGGAAUAAAUCUGUAUUUGACGACAUGACUAACAUGGCGUACGACAACCAAGGCUUCUACAGAUUCCAGGAGGAGUGGACUCGGGACGUGGCAGCUUCAGGGCGCUGCAAAGCCGGCGAGCAGGUGCCCAAGCUCAGCAGCAGCAGCAGCAGCACACCUGGGAGACACAUGGUGCCAGGACACAGCACUGCUCUGCACACAGUGAAUUCAGUCCACGUGGCUGAGGUCUAUGGACACACGGAUAGAUACAACAAACCCAGGUGUCAGAUACCUGGGUAGCUGCUGGCUGAAGUACACUUGCUCCUCUGGACCAAAAUGAAAUGGAUCGAAAUAACGUGCCUUAAAGACAAUGCAGGAAGUUAACUGCUCAUUUGAAUCUGAAGGUUUUAUAUAUUACAAGGUGGUUAUUUAACAGAAAUACUUCAAGGUCUGAUAUAAAUAAAAUAAGGAAUGUCGAGGCUGGCCAUCAGCGGCCAUUCUCUACAGUGUGCUGUGUGUUGUGGCCGUGGCAGAGCAUCAUGUUCUUCUGUACCUCCAGAGAGGAAUGGGAGCCGGUUUGUGUCUUCAUCUCAUAGAAACUCACUGGUGAUAAUUACAGACUCAUUACACCUUCCUUAA